AUGCCAAUGUUAGAAAGUUUAACACUGUUUCAAAUAUCGAAUAAGGGAGUUUUAUCACUUUCAGAGAAUGAAACAUUGAGUAAUAUGACAUAUUUAGAAUUUUUGAGUCAAGUUCGUGAUAUUGAUGAAAUUAUGCAAUCCAACUAUAUUAGCAAUCUCCAAAUAUUACUCAUAAAUGGAAAAGUCAAACUAGAACACGGUUCUGACCAUUUGGUUAGUGUCAUUAAUUCGACCGCAAAAUCUCUUGAAUGUUUGGAAAUUCACAAAGCCAAUAGUUGCUUGAAUGGGUUCAAGUUAUUUUAUUCAGAUUCCCAAUACUUUUCCAACCUUAAUACUUUACACUUGUCCAUGCCAUCAACAAUAUCAGAUUUAGAAUAUCUUGCCAAAUCAAAUAUUCUCGUAAAUUUACGAGAUCUUUCAGUUUAUAAUGAAGGUGAUGAAAUUGAUGAGGAGCAAGUGGUUGAUAUUGAUUUUGUUGAAAUAUUGGCAAAGAAUGAAACCUUCAAGAAUUUGAAUCGUUUGGGAUAUUACUUUUCUGAUGAUGAUAUUGAUUAUUUAUGGAAUAAUUUUAAUGCAGAAACAAAUGAAACAGUACUGAAAUUAUUGAGAAAUAUUGCCACCGAUCGGAUUUUGUGUGAAAUAAUUGACAAUUAUUUGAUCAAAUUGGAAAAUUUGACAAGAAUUGAUUGUAAUUUUUUCGAGGGAAAAUUAAAUAAUAUUCGGGUUGAUGAGCAGUGUGAGAAUUUAACAGAAUUGAAAUUUAUACCGUAUAAUGACAAAGCAGCCAAGAUGGCACUUUCAAAAUAUUCUAAAACAAUUAAGAAAAUGGAAUUGGUUUAUGAUUAUAAUUAUAAGAAUGAUUAUGCAAUCCAUGGUCCUUUCUAUUCAGUAUUCGAAAAAUCAAACUCAUUUCCAAACUUGAAGACUCUCGAAUUGAUUUGGAAUUUCACAACGAGUCAAACUUUCACAAACUGGCACAUGAAUUUGAGUAAUCUUGCACCAACUCUUGAAAAUCUAACAAUCAACACACUUUCAAUAUCAAAUGCUAGUCGUGUGAUUGAUCCAUUAUUGAAUUGUUUGAGCAAGCUGUCUAAUUUAGCAACUUUACAAUUGAACUUUAAGGAAUCCUUACAUGUUAUUCUCACAGACAUGGAAAUACUUGCCAAAUUACAUGAAAAUCUUUCUCUGCAUUCUUUAACAAUCGGAAAUUUUGAUUGUGAUGACUAUAUUGAUAUUGUCAAGUCUUUCAUUACAAAAGAUUUGAAAAAGCUGAGUUGGAACUAUGGGAAGAAUGCCAUUGAUAAUGUAGAAUUUGAAUGUGAAAACUUGGUGGAAUUGGUGGUAAAUGGUGAAGAUAAAUCCACAAAUACUUUUAUUCGAAAGCAAUUAGAAUCAAUGAAAGAAUGCAAAUUGGAAAAGCUCCAUUCAAAUAAUAGUUGUGCAUCAUUGGUUGAUAUGCUGCCACAGGAUACUAUGAAGUAUCUCCAGUUGGAACUGAAUAAUGGAAACAUUCAUCACUUCUCCAAAUUGACAAAUUUCUCCAAUUUACAUAGUUUAAUUUUGCAUGUUCCUGAAAUGAUUAAUGAUUAUUCUCAAUGUAAGCUCCCAAAAUUUCUACUCACCAUCAAAUUUAGUGGAGAAAUAACUGGUAUGGAACGUGGAUUCUCUGACAUGUUACUAUCAGCAGUCAAUUUACAAAAACUUUCAUUUGAAAAUUCAAAAUUACAAGAUGGGUUCUUUGAGAAAAUUAUACCAAUGUCUUAUCAAUUGGACGAUCUCAUUGUUAUAUACAAUACUGAUCUCACAUUAGAAACUAUUGAACAUUUGAAAAAGUUUACGAAUUGUAGGGUUUUGCUUUGGGAUUGCUUCAGUGAUUCAGUACUAGGUUCACAAUUCUCCAUAUUUUGUCAGGAAACACCAAAGGUUUGCAUAAUACGAAAGACUCAAAAAAUGGAUAAGCGCAAUCUUUUAUAUCCUAAACUUGACUAUACGAAAAUUGACUCAGUAGUGUCAGCUGUGAAGGAAAGAGUGAAAUCACAAGAUAUGAAAGAAGCAUAUGUAAUUAUUAUUGGCCUUUUUCACCAUUUUGGAAACCAAAUUGAAGAUAUUCCAAAUCUAGACGAAAUUUGCAAACUUUUCCUCAAAUCUUACAGAUAUGAUUCAUACCUUAGGGAUGCCACUUCAAUUCUCCCAGUAAUUAACAAGAUGUGGAAUGAAAAGAAAAUUGAAUUCACCAAGGUUGAAAUUGGAUAUUUGGAGAACAUUUCCAGAAGAUCCUCAAUAGCUUUUUGCCAGUUUGCACCAAUUUUACUUGAUUUGGGAUACUACUCUACAGUUAUUGAGACUCUUAGUUAUUUAAUGCUGAAAAAUGACAUUCCAGAUGAGACGAGUGCCAUUAUCGAAAGACUGUUUACUGAUUUUAUCAGUGGAGAACAGGAUUUAACAUCAUUCUCUGGGUUCGAUAUUGUGAAAAUUGCAAAAGGAGCUCUAAAACAUUUCAUUCCAGCCAAGAAGAUAAUGAAUAGUUUUAUUGAGUUUCUAAUUGGGCAUGAAUUUUACAAACACUCACACAAGACAAUUCAGGUUCUUAAACCUAGUACUGAGACAUCACCAAUUCUUGAGAAAGAUUUGGAAUAUUUCACAAAUUUGUUUAAUAGAAAGGAAUUUAUAUUGAAUGAAGUGUUGGUUAAAGUUCCCUUGCUUGAUCAAUAUUUGAGAAAUGAAGAGUAUACAAGCACAACUUUUAAUGCACUAGGAUACGAAUGGUGUAUUGAGUUUAUUCCAAAUCCUAAAUACGUGCUAUAUUCCACUAAAGACAGUUUCAAAAUUAAUCUACAACAAACUAAACCAGAAACUAAGCAAAGGGGAAUGGUGGAUAUUGUCAUGUGUAAUUAUGAUUUCGAACCCCAAACAUACUUUUCCAAUAGCAGAAAAAUUAAUUGGAAUGGAAGGGUCAUGAGCUAUCAUGUAAAAAAGAAAUUCUUAGAACCUUAUUCAAGAAAUGAUGAUUUUCUAGUUUACAAAUUUGUGGUAGGAUUGAGAAAUUUACAAUUCGAACCAAUUCAAGAUUUUAAUGAGGAAAUUAUUCAUAAUGGACGAAAGGACCUUUCUUCAACCAAUUAUCCUUCAUUUAUUUACACAUUGGCAAACAAGUUCCCAACCCUUAUCCAAACAUGUGUCAUUCGUGUCUGUAUGAAAACUCAUGAAACUUGGAUAUUUGGAGAUCAAUUCGAAGUUUUUGGAUUUAAAUUUGCACUUGGAAUUUAUAUGAAUGAAAAGAGUGGCGGCACUACUGAGCUGUUAGAAAACAAAACUCUCCAGGAUACAAUCAAAUUAACUCUAUGUUCCUUUGACUACAACUCUAUUAGCAAUAAUGUUUGCCUUGUGAAUCUCAAAGCCUUCUCCUCCAAUUCAGAUUUUCUUCCAGAGUCAACACGUCGUAAGAGAAUUCAGUUAGACAAUAUGUAUAAUUCCAUGAUGUUGCCAAUUAAUGGUAAAUACUUUAAGCCUCGAGUGGUUGAAAUGAAUGGUAAAUCUUACUUGGAAUAUGUGAUUAAUAUUGGCUUGUCAUUAAGGUGUUUUUGUAAGCAUUUUCCAACACUCUAUUCAGAAGAUCCAGAAACAUUAGAAGCUCAAAAAAAGGAAGAACAAGAUAUUGAGGAUGACCAGGAAGUUGACCAAGAGGAUGAUGAUAUUGAGGAACCUGAGGAAUAUUUUGGAGAGAAGGAAAAGGAAUCUCAUCAACACGGCAGGCAAGAGGAUGAUCAACAUUAUCCCACAACUGUGAAAACAACCAAAAAAGAGGAGGAACAGGAUGAUACUAUAUGGACCAUUCCGUUCUUAAUCUGUUUUGUGAUUAACCUACUUGGAAAGCUUAGAUCGCUCCUUAAAUCAAACUGA
This is a messenger RNA of Naegleria gruberi, 3900 nucleotides long. RefSeq lists its product as uncharacterized. The coding region runs from base 1 to 3900 and encodes 1299 amino acids. NCBI's taxonomy places the organism in Eukaryota, Heterolobosea, Eutetramitea, Acrasida, Naegleriidae. The transcript is spliced from 3 exons. The record is from RefSeq and is a predicted model, not a curated record.